CCUCUUUUAAAUAAGAUUGGUACGACCCAACCUGGCCGAGGCUGCAUGUGCGGAUGGAUGCAGUAAUAUCUUCCGAAUUGUAGUAUUUUAACGCUACUUCUGGUUUCUGUGAUUGACAACCGCUUGUCAAGUUUCAUAACACAAUGCCUCACAGAAGGAAGAAACCCUUUAUAGAGAAGAAAAACGCUGUAACCUUCCAUCUGGUACAUAGAAGCCAGAGAGAUCCAUUGGCUGCUGAUGAAACCGCUCCCCAGAGAGUGCUGUUACCUGCAGAUAAGAUUGAAAUUGAUAAAAGAAGGGAGGAACAGAGGAACUUUGGUGUUUUCUUUGAUGAUGAUUAUAAUUACCUGCAGCAUCUGAAAGAGGUCGGCCCUGCAGAACUUGUGCCUUCUCAAAACCACCGACCACAGAGCCGGCUCGUUGUGACUGAGGAGGGAGACAUAGAAGAGGAGGUUGAACUUAUUCCCGCGCCAUCUAUUAACUUGCCCUCUUCAGUUUUUGCAUCAGAGUUUGAGGAAGAUGUGGGACUAUUAAAUAAAGCUGCACCAAUUUUAGGUCCACGCCCAGACUUGGAUCCAGAUAUUGUGGCAGCUCUAGAUGAUGACUUUGACUUCGAUGAUCCAGAGAAUCAACUUGAUGAUGACUUCAUUAUACAGGCCAAUGUUGCUGAAGAUAGCUCUAAACAAUAUGAGGAAACUGAUGAUGGUGAAUGGGAAGAUGUUGAAAGUGAUGAGGAAGGUAGUGAGGAAGGUGACUUUGACUCAGAUGGCCCUAUGACAGAUGAAGAAGAUGGGGAAGGCCCUGGUCCCAUGAAAGAAUAUCUGUUCAUGAAGGAAGAGACCAAGAGUCGUUUUACAGAAUAUUCCAUGACAUCUUCUGUCAUUAGGAGAAAUGAACAACUUACUCUUCUUGAUGAAAGGUUUGAAAAGUUUUUUGAGCAGUUUGACGAUGAUGAGAUUGGUGCUCUGGAUAACGCAGAGUUGGAAGGAUUCAUUCACUCAAACAGCAGCCGGCUUCAGGAAGUCGUAAAUGAUUACUUCAAGGAGAAAGCCAAGGAUUGUGUAAAACUGGAAGACUUGAAGCCUGAAGAGGGACUGGAAUCGUAUAUAGAGGAUGAUGAGGAAGAAGAUAAGGAAGAGAUGCAAACUAUUGCUAUUGAGGAGCCGGGCGAGAAGUGGGAUUGUGAAUCCAUCUUAAGCACGUACUCAAAUUUAUAUAAUCACCCUCAGAUUAUCAAAGAUCCUCCAAAGCCCAGACCAAUUAAGGUUUCUGUCAAAACUGGGAUUCCUCUGGAUGUAUUACCUGCAAAAGGACCAACAGCCAAGCAAGUUGAGCGUAUGGAGAUGAUCAAUGAUAUUGACUUACCUAGGGUUUCAACACAGCCACGUUCCAAAGAAGAAAGUACAGAGGAGCGGAAAGCAAGGAAGCUAGCCAUAAAGGAGGAGCGCAAGGAACGCAGAGUGGAGAAGAAAUCUAAUAAAAUGGCCUUCAAGAUGGAGAAAAGCAGACAGGAAAAAGAACAGAUGAAUUUGCGACAUAACCUGCAGGGACUCAAGUUAUCAUGAUGUGGUUGGUAACUGAUAGUGAUCUCAUCUGACUUUUUGCUAACUCCAAAGGAAUAUCCAGUUUGGGUCUAAUUUUUGAAGAUGCUGUGAAAGACACACGAUUGACCAGCUGGGCUUCUGAAUGCACCUACAGAUCUCACAUGAGCAAAUUGUAAACAUAUUGUACAGAUUCACUGCAUUACGUUCUGCAACAACUGACUUUGCAGUAUUCAAGAUCCUACAGUUUAACUACUGUAAAUAUACUUUACUAUUUAUUGCUUUGCAGUAAAGCAUCUCUUACUUGUCAAAAGUAUAAAGCAAAAUAUGGACAAUCUGAAAAUUAUAGAAUUUACUACAAUGUCAUUUUUCUUUGACAGAAAUAAAAUACUUGUAUUUUGGAGUUA
Molecule: messenger RNA, 1948 nt
Organism: Bombina bombina (fire-bellied toad)
Lineage: Eukaryota; Metazoa; Chordata; Amphibia; Anura; Bombinatoridae
Gene: LTV1
Product: LTV1 ribosome biogenesis factor
Exons: 11
Coding region: 144-1565 (473 amino acids)
Biological process (GO): ribosomal small subunit biogenesis; ribosomal small subunit export from nucleus
Cellular component (GO): preribosome, small subunit precursor; cytosol; nucleus
Molecular function (GO): calcium ion binding
Source: RefSeq, a predicted model, not a curated record